AUCUACAAAUCAGAGAGAGAGAGGAGAGAGAGAGAGAGCAGUGGUCGCACUGGAUCAGCUGCAGCGGAAGCAGAGAGAAGAUGAGGACGGCUCCUGCGCCGCUGGUGCUCCUCCUCCUCGUCCACGGCCUCGCCAGCGCCGCCUCCGCCGCGUUCACCUGCAACGCCACGGGUGUCGCUGCCACUUGCCGGUCCCUGGUCGGCUUUAAUCCGGCCCAAAACACCACCUACAGCGCCAUCGCGUCCCUCUUCCAGGUCUCGAACGCCUCCCUCUUCGGCUCCAACGGCCUCUCACUCACCACCCCCGCCGACGGGGCUGUCGCUGCCGGGUCGACGGUGCGGGUCCCGAUCCCUUGCCGGUGCGCGAACGGGACGGGUUGGUCGGAUCGCACGCCGGUCUAUACGGUGCAGGACGGGGACGUGGGCCUGUACAACAUCACGGUCGCCCGGUUCAGCAAUCUGACGACGUACCAGGAUAUCGGGAAGGCCAACCAGCUGCCGGACGUGAACAAGAUCCAGGUGGGGCAGAAACUGUGGAUCCCGCUGCCGUGCAGCUGCGACGAGGUGGACGGGGCGGAGGUGGUGCACCUGGCUCACGUGGUGGCGCCCGGGAGCUCGGUGGAGGGCAUCGCCAUGGAGUUCGGCACCAACGCCUCCACGCUGCUGCGCCUCAACGGGAUGAGCGACCCCAAAGCGCUGAUGGCGUACCAGGUCCUGGACGUGCCCCUCCACGCUUGUUCAUCUUCCAUUACCAACAAUUCCUUGGACUACGGUCUGCGCCUCGCCAACGGCAGUUACGCCACCACUGCUAAUGGCUGCAUCACCUGCAGCUGCACCGCCACCACCUACCGGCUGGACUGCCACCAAUCUGUGGGCCAAUCCAAGUGCCCUGCAGCGGCGACGUGCCCAGGGAAACUCUUCAUCGGCAACACGUCCACCUCCGGUUGCGAGGUCCAGACGUGCUCCUACACCGGCUACACCAACACCUCCACGCCCACCGGCAUCAAUAUCUCGAGCACCAUCACCACCGACCGGACCAACUGCGGCAGUGAUGGAGGAUCACCACCCGGAUCAGAUGGAGGCCUGGGGUUGAGAGGGUUCAAGUGGAGCGCAGCUCUCGUCUUCCUCCACAUGAUCUGGCUUUCUUCUCUGCAAUAAGGCGCCUGAGCUGUGUGUUCAUCAGAUCUAUUACUCAGCAGCAAUGCUUUCGAAAGCAUACGGUGUCCCCUCCUUGUUUCUUGAUGAAUAAGUCUUGUGCUACUCCUACCAACUCUUCUUCUAACUUCCACAAAGACGUGAAUGAUGUGAGAACAAAUCGUAAGGAAUUAUAUGCUUCAUUUAUGGUA
Musa acuminata subsp. malaccensis (wild Malaysian banana) is the source of this 1345-nucleotide messenger RNA. Its product is annotated as chitin elicitor-binding protein. The record is from RefSeq and is a predicted model, not a curated record. NCBI's taxonomy places the organism in Eukaryota, Viridiplantae, Streptophyta, Magnoliopsida, Zingiberales, Musaceae.